Molecule: messenger RNA, 1359 nt
Organism: Acanthosepion pharaonis
Lineage: Eukaryota; Metazoa; Mollusca; Cephalopoda; Sepiida; Sepiidae
Source: the annotation of a GenBank genome assembly
AUGACUUCGACAAAUGCUGGACGAAAACGGAUGAAUGCCAAAACCUACACGGCAGAUGAUCAAGCCCUCGGACAAAUUGCUCGAGAGGCUGAAGCCAAAUUGGCUGCAAAACGAGCAGCAAGGAAUGAAGCCCGUGAGAUCCGAAUGAGGGAACUUGAAAAACAACAAAAAGAAAAUGAAGAAAAACAAGACAGAAUAUAUGAGCUAACCAAUGAUAUACCAAAGACAUCAAUGCGACAGUUUGGUGGUGGUAGCAGUAGACGAGGGAGUGAAGAUUCCACCACAGAUGAGGGAUCUCGGGAAAUGCGAUCCCAGCUGGCUGAGCUGGAUGAGAAAUACAAGAAAGCGAUGAUGGGCACUGCCCAGCUGCACAAUGAGAAGCAGUCAUUGGUCUAUGAGGUUGAACUCCUCAAAGAUCAACUGGAAGAACGAGAGGAAGAAGUGAUUGAAUGUCAGCGGGAAUUUAGAGAUAAAUGUAAAGAAUUAGAAUCUAAAAAACGAUCAUACCGUGAUUUAGAAACAGAAUUUAAAAAUUUAAAGAUGCAAGUAGAACAAAGAGAUAAAUUAAUUGAGGAAAAUGGUCUUGCCAUAGUCAUAUCGGAUGAGGGAGAGUGGACCCUAGUGAAGGCUGCAGCUCCCAAUGGCCCCCUUACAGCUGGCCUACCUACAAUGGGAAUGGUGAAUUCACGGUUAGCCAGUGAAGCGGACACAUCCUUAGAAGCUCCAGCAAGUGUUCUAGAAGAAAACCAACAUCUCAAAGCUGAACUAAAGAAAUUAACUGAUCAGUUAGAAGAGGAACGUUCCAAAAAGAAAAAUUCUGAAGACAAUCAAAUAUUUCAAGCCAAUGGUCCUGAAAUGCAGCUUUAUGAAAUACAGAGAGAAGCCAGCAAACAAAUACAUGAAUAUAAACUGAAACUUCAAAAAGCCGAACAAGAUAUUGCUACUUUAGAAGGAUCUGUCAACAGGUUGGAUUCUCAAGUGAAACGCUACAGAGCAGAAGCUGAAGAUUCUGAAAAAUUGGAAGAUGAAUUGAAACAAGAGAAAAGAAAACUGAUGCGUGAGUUGCGAGAGGCACAGAGUCAAAUUGAGGAGUUGCGUAACCACAACAGCCACCUUCAGAAGAGAUUAGAGAAAAUGAAACAGUCCCGCAGUGCUUUGGUCAAGCAAUCGAUGAUCCACAUGCGGACAUGGCAUCUGCUGCAUUCCUUUCCAUUCUUUCAACUUCAUUUUUUUCUUUUUCUUUCAUACAUUAAACCUUUUUUUCCCCCCCACCGUCUCUCUGUAAGGUCUUUUCUUUGGUUUUUGUACAAGACAAAUGAGCAAAAGAAGUGGGACCAGUGUUCAGCCCUGAAGCACUGA